UUCUGUUCCAGCUCUAGCAACGCUCUGUUCGCGUGAAUAAAUAAUUAAUUAAUUGCUGAAAAAAUGGAAUAGCUGGCGAAAACAUGCAUCCAACCAAGUGCAACAGCAGCCGUGCGCAUUACUCCGUAAUCGGGCGCUUGUGAAAACGCGUUAAACGUGAGCGCCAGGAAGUGUGUGGCUGAAAAAAGUUAUGGUUUAGCAAAAACAACAAAGCUAAAGCCCAAAAGUGCUAAUAAAAAGUACACACACACAUACACGCGCGCGAGCAAAGGUGAAAAUUAUAAAUUAAUAAAUGCGCUAUGCGAUCCAAUCCGAUCUGAUAGCAUAUCAAAUUAGCGAAAUAUGCUUGAUUCUCGUGCUGAUCGGAUCAAAACUGUGAAUUGCAACAGAAAAUAAUUUCAAGGUUUGCAGCAGGCGAAUAGAAGGCGAAAAGGAAACACAACCAAAUAACCACAAAGAAGCCGUAACAAUUACAAUACUAUAAUAGACACUAUCCCCAACAAUAAAGAAGCAAACUAACAACGAGAUGAAGUACGCAACUGGAACUGACAACGCGAUGACCUCCGGUAUCAGCGGCCAAUCCAAUAACUCUAACAGUGCAUCUAACGAGAUGCAGCCCACCACAUCCACGCCGACUGCAGUCCACAAGGAGGCCACACCCACAGCCAGGACGACGGCAAUAAACGCCAAUGGCAAUUCCAAUCUAAACACAAAUCCCAACCAAAGUCAGCCGUCCAACGCGCUGUUCUGCGAGCAGGUGACCACAGUGACAAAUCUCUUCGAGAUGUGGAACGACUGCGAGCGGACCGUCGUGAUGUACGCGCUGCUCAAGCGGCUGCGUUAUCCGAGCCUCAAGUUUCUUCAGUAUUCAAUUGACAGUAAUCUGACCCAGAACUUGGGCACCUCACAGACGAAUCUUAGCAGCGUUGUCAUUGACAUCAAUGCCAACAAUCCAGUUUACCUGCAGAAUCUGCUGAAUGCCUACAAGACGUUCCAGCCAUGCGACCUGCUAGACGCCAUGUCAUCUUCCUCAUCCGACAAAGACUCGAUGCCAUGUUACGGCAGCGAUUUCCAGAUCACCACGUCGGCACAAUGUGACGAACGGAAACUGUACGCUCGUAAGGAAGACAUUCUGCAUGAGGUGCUCAACAUGCUGCCACUGCUUAAACCGGGCAACGAGGAGGCCAAGCUCAUCUACCUGACCCUGAUCCCAGUCGCCGUAAAGGACACCAUGCAGCAGAUUGUGCCCACGGAACUAGUGCAACAGAUCUUCUCGUACCUUCUCAUCCAUCCAGCAAUCACCAGCGAGGACAGACGGUCGCUAAAUAUUUGGCUGCGUCACCUGGAGGAUCAUAUCCAGGCGGCGGCGGCGGGCCUGACUAAUCGCAGUUACUUCCUGCAGCCCUCCCCGCAACUGGUCGCUGGUGGGAGCUCUACAGGCAGUGGUAGCUGUUCCUCUUCGGCAGCCAGCUCAUCGACGGCCUCCUGUUCGUCAGUAGCCUCGUCCUCGAUGUGCCCCGCAAGCGGCAGCCGAUCCUCGCGUACCAACGACUGGCAGACGAUUGCCCCGCCCAGCAAGCAGUUGCAGAACAAAUUGGCCGGUGAUUGGCGUGGAAGCGGAGGCGGCAGCUCCAGCGGGUCGAUCAAUCCACUCUGUGAUAAUCUCAAUGGUAUUACCCUGAACGAAUUAGCUUCUAGUCAGAAUAGUCUCGGCCUGUCGCUGGAGGGUAGCUCUUCGCUGGUCAACGGUGUGGUCGCCGGAGCGGGCUCUAUGCUGGGGAUCGGUGGUGGGGACGAUCAUGACACAUCAUUCAGCAAGAAUGGCACGGAAAUACUCGACUUUGACCCGGUCACGGCUGACAUGGGCGAGGCCUGCAGUCUGGCUAGCAGCAGCCUAUGUGGACGAGCAGGUGGAAAUUCUGUAGACGAUCGAGCGCAGAAUCUCCAGCAGCAGUUGCUCCAACCGCCGCCAUAUGCCUCGAUUCUUAUGGGAAAUGUUGGAGAUCAGUUUGGAGAGAUUAACCGAUGGAGUCUGGACAGCAAGAUUGCAGCUUUAAAGACCCGACGGUCCAACAGUCUAACUACGCAAACAAUUUCCAGCUGUUCCAGCUCUUCCAAUUCAUCGGUGAUAACGGUCAACGACAACUGCUCUAAUUCCACGGAGAACCUGGCCCAGUUUGCCAACAAGCCGAGAAGCUUCUCCCUAUCAAUAGAACAUCAGCGCGGGGCCUUGAUUAACAGUGGAUCCGAUACGCGCCUGGAUGAGUUUAAACCCAAUUAUAUUAAGUUCCAUACUCGCAAUGUGGGCAUGUCCGGAAUUGGUCUGUGGUUAAAGUCUCUGCGACUGCAUAAGUACAUCGAGUUGUUUAAGAACAUGACGUAUGAGGAGAUGCUGUUAAUCACCGAGGACUUUCUGCAGAGUGUUGGUGUAACCAAAGGUGCUUCCCACAAGCUUGCCCUCUGCAUUGAUAAGCUGAAGGAGCGGGCCAACGUACUAAACAGAGUGGAACAGGAACUACUAACUGGUCAAAUGAAGCUGAGCACCGCCGUCGAGGAGCUCACCAACAUUGUACUGACGCCGAUGAAGCCUCUGGAGUCCCAUGGGCCUCCGGAAGAAAACAUUGGAUUGCGCUUCCUUAAGGUGAUCGACAUAGUGAGCAAUACAUUGCAGCAAGAUCCGUAUGCUGCCCAGGAUGAUGAGACACUGGGAGUCCUUAUGUGGAUUUUGGACCGCUCCAUUCAUAACGAGGCAUUUAUGAACCAUGCCAAUCAACUUAAGGACCUGAAGUUUAAGCUGUCUAAGCUGAAGAUCUCUAUGGUGCCGAAGAUGCAUCAUGUUAAGCCAGCCGGAGUCGGACCGAGCAAUGGCAAUAUCAACAAGCCGAGGUGGAAUGGUAAGACUCGCAAGUGCGAUCCAAAGAACGGCAGCAACGAUAGGAUUAACAAUCGCAAGAACUCCAACGACAUGCUGAACUUUUCGCUAAAUUGUCUGCAGCACCCGCUGCCCCAUCACUCGCAGCAGCCACCACCGCCUCUGCCGCAGUUUGACUACAAUGGUUACGGCAGCGGUCCAUCUCACCAGCCGCAGUAUAAGAGCUCGUCGUACCCCAGCUUUAUGGGUAAUCCGCAACAGCAGCCGCCACCGCCGCCAAGCAAGUCGCACCAUCAUGCCCAGCAGAUGCAACAAAUGCUGCAGCAGCACAAUCAUUUUCCAGCGCUGCCUCAGCAAACGCCACCACAGUCGCAUCGCCGGUCGCUGAAUAAUCUCAUUCUGGUAGCCGGGGGCCCACAGCAGCCGCAACAAUUGAUCUUCAAGCCAGGUCAGGGAGUACUGACCAACAAUGGAUCCAACGACAACAUAGUGAUGGAGCGCAAUCAGCAGCAGCAGCAGAGAAAACUGAGCGGAGGAGUGUCCAGUGCAGAGCAACAACCAAAGAAGACCAUGGCCGCGGUUGUGAUGGUUAGUAAUCAGAAUCCAAGUCAGGAGCAGCAUGAUCAGUCGCAAAUUCUGAUCAACAACAACAACAAUAGCAUGCUAAAUAAUAAUUUGAUUAAUCAGCAACAGUUGCAACUGUUGGCAGCAGCUGCUGCCGCCGUGGGCAGUGGCAGCUGUUUGUGCUCCAAUGGUGGUAGUGGUGUAACCGGUGGUGCCUGUGUCCACAAUCUUUGUCACCAAAGCAGUAAGAACAACAACAAUGCCGUUGAUCAUUGCCUGUCCCAGCCACCGCUAGUAAACUUGGGCAUGUCGCCGCAUGUCACCGAGUACAAGAUGAAUGACUUUAAGAGCCUGGAACAGCUCGAGACGUUGUGCCGCCAAAUGACUGAACAGGCAAUGAACUGAGCAAAGUUCUGAGCUGUCUAAGGGAUUCGAUUGCAAAGGCGUUAGAUUUGUGGCUGCCAGCUGUUUUUGUGUUCACUUAGCUUUGAACCAUGUUUAAAGUUUGAUUUCAUAACGAACAUAAAUGUUUUUAUAUUUAGCUUUGUAAGAUCUUAUCUAUGUUUGUGUCGCGUCAAGUUGUCCACCCUGCGUCCCUUUCACAACCCGUUUUGUAAUCGUUUUUACUUAGUAAGGCAGAUAGUUUGUUUUAAUGUUAAGUUUAAUUAAUUGUGUGCCAAGGCGCCCCUAAAUAUAUGACCAGCUGGCCAGGUUCACAGGACUAACGGCUGGCCGUUGGACUUGUUGAACCCAUGCUGUACUCCCCGUCGGAAAUCCCCAUGUCAGCUGGAAGCGGGGGCGUGGCAUCUUACUGUCAAUGUUAUUAAUGUCUAGGUUUCGUAAAUGUUGUCGCCAUUUGUGUAGUUAAACUAACAUGCCAAGCCCAAAAACAAAAACACAUCGCAAACACACAAUACAGUAACUUCUCUCU
Messenger RNA from Drosophila eugracilis, 4367 nucleotides. It is a transcript of the gene smg, whose product is annotated as protein Smaug. The transcript has 3 exons. Gene Ontology annotation, biological process: negative regulation of translation; regulation of DNA-templated transcription; regulation of mRNA stability. Lineage: Eukaryota; Metazoa; Arthropoda; Insecta; Diptera; Drosophilidae. Bases 527 to 3841 code for a protein of 1104 amino acids. The record is from RefSeq and is a predicted model, not a curated record. Gene Ontology annotation, molecular function: protein binding; translation repressor activity; mRNA binding. Gene Ontology annotation, cellular component: P-body.